AUGACUACUAUCACAAUCUUCUCCGUCCCAUGCACAAACCCCUCCCCCCUCUCUUCUCCAAAACGAUUCAGAUUCAAUCCCCAAUCCUCCGCACAACUUUCCCCUACCUCCUCCUUACCUCUUCAAACCCCCUCACUCCCCAAAACCGGAGUCAUCGUCAUCGGCGCCGGCCUUGCUGGCCUUGCAGCCGCAAACCACCUGAACUCCAACAACAUCCCCUUCCUCCUCCUCGAAGCUUCCGACGCGGUCGGCGGCCGCGUCCGCACCGACAUUGUCGACGGCUUCCUCCUCGACCGCGGCUUCCAAAUCUUAAUCACAGCCUAUCCAGAAGCCCGAAAGCUCCUCAAUUACCAAUCUCUGGAUCUCCAGAAGUUCUACUCCGGAGCUCGAAUCUUCUAUGAUGGCCAAUUUCACACCGUCGCUGAUCCUCUUCGCCACUUUUGGGAUUCCGCAAAAUCCCUCACCAACCCCAUUGGAUCCCCCCUCGACAAGCUUCUGAUCGGAUCCACCAGAAUUCGCGUCCUCGCUAAAUCCGACGAAGAGAUCCUCGCCGCAGAGGAGGUCCCCACAAUUGCAUUACUCAAGAAGCUAGGGUUUUCCGAUUCCAUCAUCGGAAGAUUCUUUCGCCCCUUCUUCGGCGGAAUCUUCUUUGAUCCAGACCUCGAAACGACGUCGCGCCUGUUCGAUUUCGUCUUCAAGUGUCUCGCCCUCGGAGACAACACCCUUCCGGCGAGGGGCAUAUCGGCCAUCCCGGAACAACUGGCGGCGAGGUUGCCGUCCGGUUCACUCCUGCUUAACUCCAAGGUCGUUUCCGUCGACCUCAACGGCUCUGAAACGCCGCUCGUUAGGCUGCAAAAUGGCGAUGUUUUGAGGAGCAAGCUGGGAGUCAUCAUCGCAGUUGAAGAACCCGCGGCAGUUCAACUAUUAGCGGGAAGGACCGGUCCGGUUCCUAAAAAGCCGGUUCGAAGCACGGUCUGUUUGUAUUUCACCGCGAACCGGGAUAAGAUACCGGUUCAAGACCCCGUCCUAUUUCUGAAUGGGUCGGGUAAGGGCAUUGUAAACAACAUGUUCUUUGCCACAAAUGUGGCUUCAUCGUACGGGCCACCCGAUAAGGCCCUGGUAUCAGUGUCACUAAUUGGGGUGUUUGAGGGUGUGUCUGACGAUGAACUUGUGGGUAAGGUUAUUGAGGAGCUUCGGGGUUGGUUUGGGGGGAGAAUGGUAGCGGAAUGGAAGCAUUUGAGGACCUAUCGAAUUGGGUUUGCCCAGCCCAAUCAGUGCCCACCCACAGAUCUGAAGAAAAACCCGAGAGUUGAGUCGGGUUUGUAUGUGUGUGGUGAUUAUUUGACCUCUGCCACGUUUGAUGGUGCUUUGGUCUCUGGGAGAAGGGCAUCGGAAUCCUUAUUGAAAGAUAGAGCCCUCUCCCCAUCUUAA
Sphenostylis stenocarpa is the source of this 1431-nucleotide messenger RNA. The record is from the annotation of a GenBank genome assembly. NCBI's taxonomy places the organism in Eukaryota, Viridiplantae, Streptophyta, Magnoliopsida, Fabales, Fabaceae.